Molecule: messenger RNA, 1170 nt
Organism: Candidula unifasciata
Lineage: Eukaryota; Metazoa; Mollusca; Gastropoda; Stylommatophora; Geomitridae
Source: the annotation of a GenBank genome assembly
AUGGAAGGACGAGGUAUAAGUCGUCGUGUACCAAGAAGUGAACUGAUAUGUCCAAAAGAUUUUCUGCUGUCUUGGGACGCAGAAGUAAUCGAAGCUACAAAAAUUAAGCCAUCAACAGAGAGCCAGAUUCUGCAGAACAUCGCAGCCAAGAUGUCUGUUCCAGAAGAGACUAUAAAAGAGUUAGCGGAAGUUUGCGGGAGAAACUCACUUUUUAAUGGAAAUGAGCCAAAGGACAAAGUUAAAAUGCUACAGAUGAAGGAGGUACCGCCUGGUGUGGAUCUGGCUUGUGUAAAGUACCAGAUGGAGCAUCGAAAAAUAAGACUUGAAAAUGAUACUCUAAAAAUACAUGUCAACAGACACAUGAAGUACAAUAGUUUGGAUGAUUAUUUGGCUGUUGUCAUACCUGCUCUUGAACCUAACACUGACAUAGAAGAGGAAUUCAGGGUGCCACAGCCGAAUGUUGUUCUGACAGUACAAGUCUCAAAGUGUUUGUUGCUGGGAGAGAUGACACAGAUGGUUAAAGAAAAUGAAACAUUUCUAGUUUUGGGCCAUCAGAAGCUGACAGAAUUGCGUGAUAAAAUCAAAUGUACAUCUGAGAAUGUUAUUCCUGGAGACUACAGUGCCAUGCCAGAUUCAAAUCCAGACAAUUUACUGCGGGCUGGGGAUAUUUUCAAAUCGGGCGUCUUUUUCAUCGAGAAUGUUUUCUACAAUGAUAUGCGGCUACCAGAUAAUAAGGACUACUCAGAGAAUAUUAUUAAUUGGGCUUCAGAGUUCAUGCCAGACACCACCAUGAGAAAAGCAGAUAUGGACAAGGCGACAUUUUUUGACCUGACCUUGCGACUUGGCCAGCACUACAUGUUCAUGCACCAGGGCAACUGUGAACACUCAAUUCUCUUCACUGACAUGAGACUGUUUAAUUCAAGUGACUCCCAGGAUAUCAGAAACUACCCGCUGCCAUACAUUAGAAGAAGCAGACACAGAGUGGUUUGUCAGGGGUGUUCCAAAUUGUCUGCAAGAUGGAUUGUCCGUGACUCACCCUUGAUCCCAACAGAUCCUAGUUUCCUCUGCCGUCUGUGUUUCAAGACAUUGCUCUACACAAAGGAUGGCAAGAAAAUUUCAAAUUUUACAGCUCAGCACUUUUUAGAUGCUUUACAAACAUCUUGUAAGUAA